UCUGACUUAUAACCUGCGCAUCUCUCUGGUUCCAACCCUCGUCGAGACGAGGCGCGCUGGAUGCGUGUACUGCUAUGCCUCGACAACGCACCAAUCCUGCUCCUUACCCUUGCACCGCCUGUGAUGAACGUUUCACUCGCCUGGAACAUCUGCGCCGCCAUGCCGUAUCGAUCCACAGUAGCGGUGACCGUCCGAAACCCUUUGGCUGCCAGAGCUGCGGCAAACGGUUCUGGAGGAGAGACAUCUUGCUUCGCCACCAGCAAGCUUACGAAGCCGCUGAUGAGGCUCACAUGUCUGCAUCGAACAACCCCCAAGCCACCCGGCGAGCUUGUCAGAACUGUAAUGAUCUGAAGCUGAAAUGUACUGGUGGUCCGACCUGCGAGAGGUGUACCAGUCUCGGCCGCAGUUGCAAGUAUGCGCUUGAUCGCCGUCAGAAACUGAUCAAGAAACGGGCAAAUGCAGUCGGAGAGGGCGCUUUUCCUUCACACUCCACUGAAAGCACAGCGAGUGGGCCCAUACUCACGCUUGACUCUACAUCCGAUCGGGCAUAUCAAAAGAACAUAGCAGGCUUGUAUCAUGGCUUGCCCUUGCUCGAUGCAGGCUCGCCGAACCAGCGGAGUAAGAGGGGUCGCUACGUAUCACACGCAUGCACCUUCUGUCAAAAGCGCAAAGUGAAGUGUUCGGGCGAAAAUCCCUGCUUCAAUUGCCGCCAAGCCGAGGCGCAAUGUGUGUACAGCUUUAAAAAGAGGCGUCAGAGAAUCGAGCAUGUCCGCAACCCUAGCGAAAUACCAGAAAAAGCCGAUACACCACCUCCAUCUGCCACCAAUGCACCAAGCAACGAGACAGAUUUGGCUGAACAUAUGCGAAAGAUGCUGAACCGAGUUUCUGCCCUGGAAAACGAGUACAGUGGGCUCAAAGACCAAAUCAUCUCUUGCUCUGAGGCAGAGGAGAGCGGAUGGUCCUCCGGCGAUGACACAGACAAUUCAUCUAGCUAUUCCCGUCCAGGCACUAUCAGCGUAUUCAACGACAAACAGUUCCACGGAGCAACAUUUGUGUUCGCCCCGCUAAACCUUAUGAACGCUACCGUCGCUUUCGGAGACCAUCGCUCAAACUCAUCUAUGCAUAGAGAUAGCUCCCCACAGGUGAACCGGAUGUUUGCUCUCAAGCUGCCAACCUACCACCACCGGACUAUCCGAUAUUUAGAAAGAGAGACAAGACUAUACGACGUAACAAUUCUCAUCCGCUCAUUCGAGCUGUAUUUUGCAAGCCUGAACCAUCAUUGCCCAUUCCUGAACGAAAACGAAGUUCGGACGCAGUUUGACUGUUUCAUCCACGAUCCAGAUGACUUCCCCGAUCGGCCAAAAUUCCUGGCCAUGAUCAACCUCGUCUUCGCUGUUGUGAAAUUCCUCAACGAUUACUGCGCUGGGUCGGAUGGUGUGCCCGCUUUGGACGAGUUCUGCCGCGCUCAGAGCAUUCUGGAUCGGCUUGCCUGGCCGGGAAACGCUAAUUUACUGACAGUGCAAUGUCUGCUACUAAAGACGCUGUAUUUGCUGUACAUCGAGAACAUGGAUGCGGCAUGCGACACCAUGAGCCAGAUCGUACGCCUGUGUUUCAGGCUUCGACUGCAUGAUCAAUCAGCAUGGAUAAAUUGCACUCCCUUUGAAAUUGUCAUGCGCCAACGUAUCUUCUGGACCGUCUAUUUCUUGGAGCGGCACAUUUCAUUCAACACGGGAACUCCCUAUCUUCUGCGAGAAUCCGAAUUCGACGUUGACAUUCCAGCAAACGUUGAGGACAGACUCAUGUUCCCCGACAAACCAUUGCCUGUGGAAAACCCGCAGCGCUCAGCAAGCCCUUACUUGCGGUGUACGGUCAAAUGGGGGCGGCUUUGCGCUGAAAUUUGGGAUAUGAAGUUUGCGAAGAAGGCGCCGAAUAGCACGCUCAAUGCCGAGUUCAUUGCACUCACCGAUGCGCGAAUUCUCUAUGUAAUCAGCGCCUUCCCCGCACACCUUCGCUGGCAACCAAGUGAUGUCGGGCUGAACUGCGCUCCAAACCUUCCGGCUUAUAUUAUUCGUCAGAGAAUAGUUUUAUUCCUGCUAAUGAAUCAACUCCGAUUACUCUUGCGGCAAGAGAGUAUUCUGAAUCGCGGUUACAACCAGACAGUUGCAGACGAUUGUGUGGGUAUUGCAACCGGGUCCAUUGAAGCGUUAUAUGUCUACCACAAGCAGAAUGUCGAGCGGCGCAUUUCCCGCUUUUCAGCAGUUUUCUGGUCAAUCAGUCCCAUCCUGCAUCUUGCAUGCAUUAUCCUGCACACCGAGAACCCUCGGCCCACGCGCGGCAGAGCCAUCGAGGCAUUCAAGAAAGGCAUUUCCAUCCUCCUUGACAUGUGUCCAACGUUUACGCUGGCACGCCACACUAUGCUACGGCUUGACAACAUCAUCACGAAGACCGAACUAGCGAUCCAAGAAUUCAGUAGUAUUGACGCUUCCCAGGCGCGGACCUCCCAGGACCUCUCGCCGCCACAGCUCCAAAGUCUGCGGAAUUUCCAGUCGAUGGAAGCCUGGAGUUGGGACGAUGAGAUGUGCUUGAACGGAAGCGGCCUGGAUGAAGUUAACACCGGAUUCUGGGAAGGAAAUACGGUAGUAGAUGCUAUUUUGCGGGAAACACAGAAUAAAGACACCCCGUCUAGCAUUAAUGAUGACUUGCGCAAGCUUUUCGAGUUAAGCGCGACGCAAGGGACGUAGAGUUCGUUUCAUAUCUAAAGAACAUGCAAAAUAAUAAACUGCCAGUUAAAGCAUCCCUAACUGUAUUCUUAUUCGUUAUAGGUGUAACGGGUCGUCUCUUCUAUACUUUCCAAGUACUCUCACAAGGCAAGUACAGGUCGAGUCGUCGUCGGGGUGCGAUAGUCUUCAGGAGGAGAGGCAAAUCAAUCUUAGGCAUAAGACGGGGUUACUACAAUAGGUAUUGAGUUGAACACGAGGUUCCUAUCUACGAGAAUGAGUGUGCUUAAAUACAAAAGACAACUCCUAAAAAGUCUAUGGCUCGUUGGGUUCUUCCACGAGCCAGCACCGAACGGUUGCUGCUCGUUCGAUCCUUCCACGAGCUAGCACGUGACCUCUAGUCCCGUGACCUCGUAGCCAGGGGAGUCCAACACACCAAGGCAUUGUACCCUCGUGCCCCUGGGUCCUGUAUGCAGAUUACGUGU
Molecule: messenger RNA, 3202 nt
Organism: Mytilinidion resinicola
Lineage: Eukaryota; Fungi; Ascomycota; Dothideomycetes; Mytilinidiales; Mytilinidiaceae
Exons: 6
Coding region: 75-2741 (888 amino acids)
Biological process (GO): positive regulation of transcription from RNA polymerase II promoter by galactose; DNA-templated transcription
Cellular component (GO): nucleus
Molecular function (GO): zinc ion binding; RNA polymerase II cis-regulatory region sequence-specific DNA binding; DNA-binding transcription factor activity, RNA polymerase II-specific
Source: RefSeq, a predicted model, not a curated record